Messenger RNA from Chelmon rostratus (copperband butterflyfish), 4758 nucleotides. RefSeq names its product sodium/potassium/calcium exchanger 3-like. The record is from RefSeq and is a predicted model, not a curated record. Gene Ontology annotation, cellular component: membrane. NCBI's taxonomy places the organism in Eukaryota, Metazoa, Chordata, Actinopteri, Chaetodontiformes, Chaetodontidae. Gene Ontology annotation, molecular function: calcium, potassium:sodium antiporter activity; calcium channel activity. Gene Ontology annotation, biological process: intracellular calcium ion homeostasis; calcium ion transmembrane transport. Bases 281 to 2281 code for a protein of 666 amino acids. The transcript is spliced from 17 exons.
GCUCGUGCAGCAGUCCUCUGCCUUACUACUUCCAGAACCACAUUUCAACAUGACAUAAGAAGCAAAACCCGGCUCUUCCAGCCAGAAGCUCACCGUUUUUGCCAAACAGCCCUCGCAGCAUCCCAGCGGUACUAAUUUCCAACUUUUUUUCCCGCAACAUUCUCCCCCGAAACCCCUCCCCUGUACUUUUUCAUUCGUUCCCGGGAGAUAAGUCAAUUUCCUGGGAAAUUAAAGGAGGUUGCUCGUUAAUAUUUUUUAUUUUUUCACUUCGGGGACCCGCAUGGAUGUGGCAGCGGUAGAGGGGAUGUCUCUGCCGGGUAUCCGACUCCGGAAUCGGCCGGCGCAAGUGAUGCCGAACCAGAAGAAGGUCAGAGCGAGGCGGAAAAGACGAAAGGAGUUGGUUUUGAUCCAGAUAUGCUUGUUCGGCGGCUUGCUGCUGGUCGUGAAGGGCUUUUCCUACUUAGCGGAAAAUUCAGGUUUCGGUGUCUCCAGCCACAGCAGAGAGGACCAGGGGAGAUGGGGAGGGAGGAGGCUACUGCAGGAAAUGGACAACGGCAGCCUGGAGGAACUGGAGAGUGAAGGAUCUAAGAACUGCACUGCUCCAGCUCUGCACGAGUUCCCUACAGACCUGUUCACAAACAAAGAGAGAGCAGAAGGAGCUGUGGCCCUGCAUGUCCUGUGUGCCAUUUACAUGUUCUGUGCCCUGGCCCUCGUCUGUGAUGACUACUUCGUCCCCUCUCUGGAGAAACUUUGUGAGCGUCUUCAUCUCAGUGAGGACGUAGCAGGUGCUACCUUCAUGGCCGCCGGCAGCUCGGCCCCUGAGCUCUUCACGUCCGUCAUAGGGGUGUUCAUCACCAAAGGUGACGUGGGUGUGGGGACCAUCGUGGGUUCAGCUGUCUUCAACAUCCUGUGCAUCAUCGGCGUGUGUGGCUUCUUCGCCGGACAGGCAGUGAAACUCUCUCAUUGGGCUCUGCUCCGGGAUUCAAUUUAUUACACAUUUGCUAUCACGGCCCUCAUUGCGUUCAUCUACGAUGAGAAGGUGUGCUGGUGGGAGUCUCUUGUCCUGAUCCUCAUGUAUUUGGUGUACAUCCUCAUCAUGAAGUUUAACGGCAGGGCACAUCGCUACUUUGACCGUCGAAAGAAGAGCUCUCUGAAUCUGGCUAACGGGCUGACAGGAAGCACUGAUCUCGAGGAUAAUGUCACGUGUGAUGCCACUGCAGUCCUGCUCAAGAAAGCUAACUUCCACUGUAAGCCUUCGGUGCUGAUGGUGGACGAGCUGCUGUCUGCAUACCCCCACCAGCUGUCUUUCUCCGAGGCUGGCAUGAGAAUCAUGAUCACCAGUCAUUUCUCCCCCAGAACCCGCCUCACCAUGGCUUCACGCAUGCUUAUCAAUGAGAGACAAAGACUGAUCAACACCACUGAGACUCGAGUCAACCGCAUCACUAAUGGCGACUCUGACUCAGCCGCCAGGGCGCAGGGGAGGCGGGGCUUAGAGAAUGGGAUGGGCGGGGCCGAACAGGGUCUGAACGGGAGGUGCAGACUUCAGCGACUGGAGUCCGGGAACGAGACGGAGAAUGAAAAUGAGGAUAAUGAGAACAAUGAGAACGACGGGGAAGGAGAGGGGGAAGAUGAUAACAACGGCCCCUUGGUGCCUUUCAAAGUUCCAGCUGGGGUGUGCAACAAGCUGAAGUGGCUGACCAUGUGGCCGCUGUCUCUGCUCCUGUUCUUCACCGUGCCCAACUGUGGCAAGCGCCGCUGGGAGAGAUGGUUCAUGGUCUCCUUCUUCACCGCCACCAUCUGGAUCGCUGGCCUCUCCUACAUCAUGGUCUGGAUGGUGACCGUGAUCGGCUUCACCCUGGGAAUUCCUGACGUUAUCAUGGGCAUCACCUUCCUGGCAGCCGGCACCAGUGUCCCCGACUGCAUGGCUAGUGUUAUAGUCGCACGUCAAGGUCUAGGAGACAUGGCCAUCUCCAACUCCAUAGGCAGUAAUGUGUUUGACAUCCUGGUGGGCCUGGGCCUGCCCUGGGCUCUGCAAACACUCUGCAUCGACUACGGCUCCAACAUUCAUCUGAACAGCAAAGGUCUCAUAUUCUCUGUUGGACUCCUUCUAGCUUCAGUAUUCUUCACAGUUCUCGGUGUCCAUUUGAACAAAUGGACUCUGGACUGGAGACUGGGCUUGGCCUGCCUCAUUUUGUACGCCAUCUUUCUUUGUUUCUCCAUCCUCAUCGAGUUCAACGUCUUCAUCUUUGUCAACCUUCCUAUGUGUCGAGACAUCCACUGACCUCCUCCUCCUCUUCUUCUUCUCCUUCUUCUCCUUCUUCUUGUUCUUCUUCUUCUUCUUUAUCUUCUUCUUCUUCUUCCUGUGGUUAAUGGAGGAAACCUCACCUGGCUUCCAGUUUCUCCGCGUCUUGGAACCAAGUUCUACCUUUUAUUUUUUCAAAUAGAAAAAUAGAGCUCUACAUGAUUUAUCUUUGGUGCAAUACACACAGGAGAGAAGAAACCGGAAGUUUUGUUUUUUUGGGACCAGACGGCAGGCGUGAAAAGAAAGUCCCAGCAGCAGAGAUUGCUGCCAAUCGUCUAAUGAACUGAAAGGUUGGCUGGAGUGAACUCAACUGUAUUAACACCAACACUUAGGCUACUGUUGGUGAAGAAGCUGCUACUGUAACUGACUGACCAGCGGAAAGAUGGAAAUCCUGCGCGAACAGCGAUUUUUAGCUGGAUUGUUUGUUACUCUUUGUACAAGUUUGGAUAUAAGCACACGAUUAAGGUAUUUUUAAGUAAAAACUGGCUUUCUCUGUAUAUAUUUGAGGAUUAUAUAAGUACUAAUUUUAGUUGAUAUAUGGGAUUCUCUUAUGCACAACAGGAUCAGUCUCACGAAGCUGAACGAUCUGAUGACAGUCACGAUAUUUUAUGUUUCACCUUAGUGAUUUGGUCUGACAGUACUGCACUCAAAAUGCUUCAACACGUCUCCCGUGCGCAGUACCAGCCGACAUAGUACUAGCCACAGGUCAAUUGUAGCUUUGCAAUGUGUAGAUAUUUAACACUAUUCACAUAGAGUCUAUUCUUGUUUGUUUCUCUCUCUCUCUCUCUACAGGCACAUCCGAGUAGAUGUGGGCUUUAUUUUUCUUUGAUAAACCCACAUAGGAAAGGGAUCUCCCUGGAACUGACAUCCAGCACUGUCACUUUAUUGAUUAGAGAUAUUAUUCUGUCAUUGCAAAGCCUCUACAGGUACUCGAAACAUCUAACUACUGAAUUUAAAGUUCCCUCUAGACUGUAGACCCCUUGUACGAUAUUAAAGGAUUAGUUUAGUCUCUGAGUUGAGUAUAACAUUGUUACUUCCUAAAGCCAAAAGUAUUUUUAGAAUAGGAGUAAGAGUCGUAGAUUUGGACUUAAGAGUCAGCUCGAGUGCAAAGUCUUGUGAGUCUGUGUGUGUGUGUGUGUAUGUGUGUGCGUUUGUGUGCAUGUGUGUGCAUGUGUGUGCGUGUCUGCGUGUGUAUGUGUGUGUCGAGGGGAACCAAGGACAUCACUGUUACUGGGAAGACAUAAUCAUGAUUUAUUUAUGAAUUAAUUUAUUCAAAGAUCAUGUCUAACCACCAGUUUCAGCCCUUUGGAUCAUGUACAGUGUAUUAAAUGGAACGCUCUCCGCUCUCUGAUGACAGAGCUGUACAAUGUACUGUAUCUAAUAUAUAAUCUAAGUACUGGAAACUGACUUGAUGUUGUUUAUAUUUAAGAAUAGAACUUUAUAAUUUAUAAGUUUUGUAUAGCUUGGAAAGAUAAUGCAACAUUUGUAUACCGGGACAAACCCAGUGGUUUUUGACGAUGAUGCAGGGUUGCGUUGCCGUGGAGAUGUUGCUGUUUGGAGAGAUGGACUGAAAAUGCAUCUUUAGCACUGGUCCAAACAUGGGUGGCGGCUGUUGCCAAUACCUCGCAUGUUGAAUUAGUGAUGAGUCACAGAUGUAAGAGAUUCACUUUCAGGUAAAACAGGAAGUGCGUACUGAUGGCACGCCACCCUUUGAACUUUCACAACAUACUGUUCUCUCAACACAGUGCUUGAACUCUUGUGCCAUCCCUUGUAUUUGAGGCUUCAAAAGCAACGCUUGUGGCCAUUCUCCUGCUUGUAUUUGAGCCAAAAAACACCUUUGUCAACAGUAUUGCCACUCUGUUUCAGCAUGUGUUCAAACAAAAUGUGGAAGAUGUGUAUUUUUAUUUUACCUUAAAGGAGAAUUCUCAUGUUAAUAGGGUUGCUGAUAUUUUAAAAGCGUCCUCUGGAGGUGUUGAUGCUACUCCUGCAGCCACAAGAGAGCGCUGUAGAGCUGUGUUACAUCCUCAGAGGGGGCUGUUACUUUACACUCAGUAGAAAGUGGUUUGGGUAUAUUUUCAGGUAGGCUACUAGAGACAAAUACUGGUCGGUUUGCAUGCCUCUGUCAUAAUUCAGAUUAUUUUGUGUGUAAUUUUAAUGACUUUCCAAGAUCAAAAAGGCACUGUCUUGAUUUUGCUGUACAUAUCAGAGGGAUAUGCUAUUAUAAACACAGAUGUUGGAAUAACUUCUGAUGAGCAGUUAUAUUUGAGAUAUAUACAGUAUUUAGAAUGUAGGCCUCCAACAGUUAGUUUUCAGCUAAUUAAUGUCGUUUUAUGCUCAUGUCUUUUGAAUUGUUUGUAAAUCCUCAUUUUUGUUGACGAGGACCUCUGGGCAGAGCUCAGAGGGAGAGACAGAUGUUGGCCUUGUUCCCAGUGGUCUUCUUGCAAUAAACUGAUUUA